Messenger RNA from Sinocyclocheilus rhinocerous, 1671 nucleotides. RefSeq lists its product as uncharacterized. Lineage: Eukaryota; Metazoa; Chordata; Actinopteri; Cypriniformes; Cyprinidae. The record is from RefSeq and is a predicted model, not a curated record. The transcript has 13 exons. Bases 118 to 1416 code for a protein of 432 amino acids.
GACAUGCUAGGUUCAAACUGUCUGGGUUGUGUGAAAUAGUUUUGUGUAAAGGCAGGACAAUUUGCAGUUGAGUAGCCUACACAGUAUCUCAACUCACUUUCUAGAGCUCUCGUGGAUAUGGCCAAGUGGAGAGGAGAAAGAAGAAGCCUUUCACCAUCAGGAUUCUGGAGUGACCGGGAAUGGGACUCUGACCUGAGCCGUAGAUCUUUCCGGCACACUCUUAGGUCUCUAAGUCCCCUCACUCUCUCGGAUCUUGACUUCUGGGAUAGUAGAUCUCUUUUUAAAGCUCGGAAAUCUCCAGCAUGGAGCUGUGUAGGCUUAUCUGGAUUGACUGACUGCUCAAAAAUCAGCACCAGCACUCUUGACAGCCAGAAACACAGGGGCUCUUUGGGCAUGACGAGAUGGUCAUCUACAUCCCAUUUGGCUCCAGAAGGAGCUUCACGAACACACUCUUCUGCUGAGGACUUUGAGCUCAGAGCUGCUCUAGAGGAAAGCAGCAUGAGGAGGGCAGAGCUCGUCCAGAGGCUCCGAGAGGCCAGAGGUCACCUGGAUGUUCAGACAGACCUUCUGAAAACCAAAGGAUCUCAGCUUCAACAAAGCCAGAGCAUCUCAAACUUUCUGGAGAUGAAGCACAAGCAGCUGUCUGAAGCAGUGAGUGCUCUUGAACAAGACAAGGAAGCUGCAGAGCUGAGCCGAUUUGCGGAAAGCCGCCAUCGAGGGGAGUUACAUGACAAGGAUCAAGAUCUGAAGAACCUGGAGAUACAGAGGAUAACAGAGAACGCAGAGACUCAGAUCAAGAUAUCCGCCCUGGAGCUAAUUUUUGGACAUAAAGGGCUGCAGUCGAGACAGGAAGUGGUCAGUGAAUGCAGUCCUGAGGACUUAGUGUCACCGAAGGCCCUGUUAGAAGAAAGCAGAAGGCGAGCAGAAACGCUUGAGAAGGAGAGAGACCAAGCCUUACAAAAACUGCAUGAUUUUGAACCUCCCCAGCAGAAAGAAAUUCCACCAGAGUCUAAAAAACAGAAACCUUCUGGUUCAGACCUUGUAGAUCCUAACCAACAGAGGAGGCUGGUCACCGAGCAGCUGAAAAGUCUGUUCAGAGAGAGAGAGCAGCGUGGAGAAAGGUCUCCAGUGUUUCCAAGAAGAUCUGGUUUGGUCAAAAACGGGGUCCAAAAUGCUACAAGUAUUAAGAACUGGAAUGCUGUUGACACAUUAAACCAUCAGGGAAGAAAAACACAGAAACUGGAGCAAGAACUCCAGCAGGGGGCAACAAAGAGGUCUUCAUCCCAGAUCUCAGUCUCUCAGUGGGGAUCAAAGAGGUCGGAGGAGGAGAAACAUCCAACCAACCUGAAGAACCACAGCAAGACAACCCAGAUGUCAGCAGUGAGAGAUGCAAUGGAAAAUCUAAAAGAGAAAUGAAAAUCUGCCUGAAGCCAAAGUAAUACUCCUCAACCAAACGUACAACAGGACAAAUUUCCCCUGGGCUACAAUGAUGGAACAUUCCUUGCGAGGCAGGUUGAGGUUUGUGACUCAGAUUUGGAAGACACGAAAGGGUCCAUUUGAGGAGGAGAGGGGAGCCAACUUCUGGAGUGAUGAUAAUCCAUUGUGAAAAUCCAUACUGCACUGACAACUUUACUAAAUGCACCUUAAUUACCAUUUAUUAUGAAUUAUACA